AUUCACGUAGGUUGGUGUACUUUGUUUAUUAUAAACAAUGUUACCUUCAAACAAAUAUAUUAGAAAGAUAAACAGAAAAUAAUGUUUGAAGAGAAUACUUUUUCACACUCUACAUAAGCAUUCUCAGCCUGCAAAGUAUGAAACUGUCAAACUUUUUUUAUACCAAAAAGAUGUGACAAUCCUUACUGAUGAUGAAGAUUAUUUCUGAAGAAACAAUCAAACUGAUCAUCAUUAAUGUUCUGAUCAUCGUCCAACAUCUGAUCAGAAAUUCUCAUGGAAUUAUUCAAAUACGAAAAAGUUUGUCUAAGAAUUCAGAUUUAUACUUUUAUGCUAGAGACAAAGGACUCCUGUCUUUCCCUAGCAAUAAUUUGCCUCAAAAUGUAAUUACACGAAAACUGAGAAAUGUUGCACCUUCCAUAUUUCCAAGUAGACAAAAAGACGGUGAAGUCUCAGAACACUUGAAAUCUUUCAUAGAAUCAAGUCAAGAUGGACAUGUUUUGAAUGAAGUGUAUUCUAACAGAGGAGAAGAUGGACAACAACAGGAGAUAGAAGAGGGAGUAGACGAUGUCAACCAUUGUGUUCCAAUUCAUGAGCCUAUUUGUCAUGGUCUUCAAUAUACUCAUACUUGGUUACCGAACUCGGUUGGUCUAACAACACAAGAAGAAGCAGCGAAACGCAUGAAUGAUUAUCGUUCUCUUAUCAAUGUUGGCUGUUCACAGUAUUUAAAAUUUUUCCUAUGUACAAUAUAUUUCCCAAUGUGUACUCCAGCGUUAAAUCCCCCAGCGGCUUUACAACCAUGUCAGAAUUUAUGUCGUUAUGUUCAGUCAAAGUGUGAGCCAAUAAUGAAGAGUUUCAGUUUCCCUUGGCCAAUUGAACUAAACUGUAAGUCACUACCGUCAGAUUCCGGAAUGUGUAUACAACCGCAAAAUUAUGAUCUCGAUAAGAAUGGACAAAUUAUUAGUCAAGGGAUACCGUCUGAAGCACAUGGAGCUAUCGCUGAAUUACUACCUGAUUUUAGUGAAUUUUUGGCACAUCAAAGCGCACACAAUCAGCAUUUAAGCGGACAAACUAAUCAGACUAAUAGUAACCAUCAAAAUUCACCUCCAUUGCAGGAUAAUCAAGCUGAGCUGAAAAAUUAUCAUCUACUUCAAAAGGCCAGACUACAUGCCUCAAAAUGCAGUAUUGUUGAAGUACCUUUAUAUUCAGAACAGGCUCAUAAUAAUAUAACAUGUGCACGUCGAUGUAAUGUUCACUUGUUUUACAGACCAAUUGAAAAACGUUUUGCUAAUGUUUGGAUGAUUGUUUGGGCAAUACUAUGCAUGGGGUCAUGCACAUUGACUAUUGUCACUUUCAUCUUAAAUCGUGCCCGUUUCACAUAUCCAGAGCGGCCAAUUAUUUAUAUAUCAGCAUGUUACUUCUUUUAUUCUGCUGGAUUUAUUCUUCAUGCUCUCAUAGGCCGUGAUAUGGUGGCAUGUAGGAACAAGGUGGAAACUAUAUCACAAUCUUUAUUAUCCAGUGGAGCAUCGAAUGACGGGACGAAGAAAAUUCUUAGAAAUCUAGCCCACUCUAAAAAUAAUGUUAGCUUUCUAAUAACUUCUGGGCAUGAAGGCACAUGGUGUACCAUAGUAUUCCUUAUCCUCUAUUAUUUCAGUCAAGCUAGCUAUAUUUGGUGGGUUAUGCUAGCCAUAGCUUGGUUUUUGUCAGCCUCCUGUAAAUGGGGUUGUGAAGGGAUUGAGGCUGUCAGCAGCAUCCUUCACAUGCUCGCCUGGGCCUUGCCAGCAUUAAAAACUAUCAUUAUACUAAUUAUGCAUCGAAUUGAUGCAGAUGAGUUAACUGGACUAUGCUUUGUCGGCUACCAAAAUCCAACCAGUCUACUGACAUUUAUUUUACUACCACAAAUUAUCUACUUACUAUUGGGUAUUUUGUUUUUGUUUAUUGGAUUUUACUCAUUAAUAUCCGUUCGGUCGAAUCUCAGACAACACUCAAAGUAUUUAAAUAAUAAUAAUUCAAACACUACAACAGCUACAAUUAAAUCAAACUGUUGUAAUUCACAGUUCAAAGGAAAUCCAGCUGUAACUACGUCAACUUCAUCAGCUGCUCAAACUGCAGUUAUUCACACAUCCAGUCCAGUGAUUGCCUUCAACAACGGAAAUAUAAGACGUUUAGAUAAAUUGAUGAUAAAAAUCUGUAUAUUUUCAAUGUUGUACAUUAUACCGACUGUUUGUGUUAUCGGCGUCAAUAUGUACAAUUAUAUUAAUUACCCAAAAUGGAUAAAAACACUUGAUCAGUUGGAUAAACAAGGCAAUUGUCUAACAGAAUUCGGCACAAUUUGGUCUCUGAUCAAUCAGUGUCUAGGUGAUAAACAAUUUCCAUCGGUUGAAGCUAAUAUGCUACAAAUAUUCAUGUCAUUAGUUGUUGGUAUGACAUCAGGUAUGUGGGUUUGGUGUAACAGAAAGUCAUCUGAAACAUGGUUAAACUGUAUGCGAGGAAGGCGUAAAGAGCUAUCUCAAAACAAUUUCAACUUUCAUCACCACAAAUGUGGAGGUGCUUUAAGUGGUGGUGGUGGUGGUUUUAUGGAUAAUGCUAAUACUACUACUAAUAAUAAUAAUCACAUGUCGAAAAUCGAUCGGAAAGUACAACCAAUAAAUGCAGAUUGCUGUAAUUCUAGAAACAGAUGUGCAAUGAACAGUCAGUGCACAGGGAACACUAUGAAUUUCGAAAGUCUACAGAGCAAUAGUGGUCAGGUGAUGGGUGAUUCGUCUCAUUUCUGCCAUCAACAUCACCAUCAUCAACAACAGGGGUUGGUAUCAACCACCCUGAGAAAUAUAAUGCCUUCUGGAUCAUUUGGUUUAUCAUCUGGAAGUGGUUCAUGCACAAGUGCUGUGCCAAUAUCCUACGGUAUGGGAGCAAUGGACAUUUCCUUGGUUAACUCAAAUAAAUCGAACUAUUGUAUGCGUUCAUCGCAGAGGCAGGCAAUUAAAACACGGCCAACAAACAUUGGGCGGCCGGAUAUCUGAUUCUCUAAGAAUACUUCAAUAGUAAAUAUAAUGUAAAUUUUUUUAAUGUACUGCAUUACUGGAACUUUUAUAACUACAUAAAUAUGAAUGAUUAAAAAAACAACAACAUUUUAUUUACUGCAUUUUUAUAUUUCGAAAGCUUAAUAAUAUCAUCAGCAUGCUUUAUUAUUCCAUUAUUUACUUCAUCAAGUUACCUUGUAAAUUAUGUCAUUUUUAUGCUACUUCUUGUUAUCAACUUUAAAAGUAAUUUGCACAAAGGCAAACAAACACACUCCAUGCUCAUUUUUGUAUAUAGAUGAGUCUACUAAUAAUUUCAGCUACCCUUGAUUUAAGAAUAGUAUCUCUUUUUAUUUCCUUUGAAUGGGUGUCUUCGAUCUACCGGAAUACUAAUCCUGAUUUCACUGCACGAUAACACCAACAUCAGGUCUAUUCAGAUGUGUGGCAUUGAAAUGGUGUCAAGAAUUUUGCGCUAGUCAGUGAGAUAAUUGUUCAUUCGAAAUAAAUAGCAAUGAAAUAAUCUGAAAGAAAUCAACACUUAUAAAGAACAAAUAAUAUCAAAUUAGCGUUUGUAUCAACGUUCUUAAAAUACCCGGCCUGUUGUUAUUGCUUUUUUUAGAAACAAAGAAGAGUACUUUCGUAAUUGCGUAAUUAUAAAUUGCCCAUUAAACUGAUUCCGUGUUUCUUCAUCUGGU
This is a messenger RNA of Trichobilharzia szidati, 3709 nucleotides long. Lineage: Eukaryota; Metazoa; Platyhelminthes; Trematoda; Strigeidida; Schistosomatidae. The record is from the annotation of a GenBank genome assembly.